AUGCGUAAUUUGAUAAUGCCAGUGUUGUGGAUGAAUGAAACGGUACGUUUCGAUGUUAUGACAAGGCAACAACUUCUUGAUGGUUUUGUGACGCUUAAACAUAAGGUAUUCAUAAUUGGAAUGCUUUUACUAACAAUCGGUCUCUUACUAUGGGUUAUCUUCAUAUUAGUAUCACUUAUUCGCACGUAUAUUGCGGUAUGUACAUUUCAUUGCACAACUGUUUUUUAA
Molecule: messenger RNA, 228 nt
Organism: Anisakis simplex (herring worm)
Lineage: Eukaryota; Metazoa; Nematoda; Chromadorea; Rhabditida; Anisakidae
Source: the annotation of a GenBank genome assembly